This is a messenger RNA of Aspergillus candidus, 939 nucleotides long. RefSeq lists its product as uncharacterized. NCBI's taxonomy places the organism in Eukaryota, Fungi, Ascomycota, Eurotiomycetes, Eurotiales, Aspergillaceae. The record is from RefSeq and is a predicted model, not a curated record. The transcript is spliced from 2 exons. Bases 1 to 939 code for a protein of 312 amino acids.
AUGCUUGCAUCCCAGGCUGCGAUAUUGGCAGCUCGCAAAUUCAAAGCCGUGUACGAAGCAUCAACCUACCAGAUGUUGAUAGCAAACGAGGGAAUUGCCAGCAUGGUGUCUAUGGCAGGCAUUCUGCCCGUCGUAAUUACCAUGUGGAGUCUGCAAAAGUGGCACCGCAACUCCCCGUGGAUCUUCUUCCUUUCCUGUGCGACGUUCGUCCUGUCCGAAGUGGCACUGUAUAUUGCCCCUCUGCCACAGAUAAAGAACAUCGACGGGGUCAAGAGCAACUACUGGCCAGAGAGCUGCGGCGGGCUCCCCCCGCCCCUCAUUUACUGCAUCGAUCCAUGGACUGGGGGCCAAGUCCUUUCUCCACAGCAGCUCUUCCGUUAUAUCUUGAACCCAUUCUGCUCCCUCAUAUGGCUCACCAUCGUCACUAAGUGGAUAUGGUCAUACGUGCACGAUAGGAGCAAGCCACCCCCGCGCCGUGGGACGCUGCGUUCUUUUCUCUAUCUGCAGAAGAUCCACGACUGGCUGCAGCGAUUUCGCCAGACGAAAUGGGGUGUCCGGCUUUGGCGUCUUUUUUCGGCAUUUACCGUCAUUGUUGAAUUGCUCUUCAUCUUAGCUGUAUGUGUCGACGCCCGAUGUUUCUGGUUCAUCCGCACUAUGAACAUUAUCGAUUUCGGUCACUGGUCCUUCGGCCAGCUCGUCGCCAUUACGGUCUGGCUUCCAGUGAUCAGCAAAUACUUUCUCCUUAUGGGCGGCAUUUCAUCCUACUCCCGCUCGCGGUUUCCCAAAGGUUACAGGAUCGUCAAAGAGCGCACCACUGACACCGAGAAAGAUGUCUCCCAGUCGGCGUACCUUCCGGUCUCAUCCAGCCGUGACAGCAACAAGACACCGAGCCGCUUCUAUUCUAGCGGCACCUGGUCGGACAUAUCGCGUGCGACUUGA